AGUACAGUUGUAGUUCUAAAGUAGAAUUGACGUUAAAUCAUUCUCCGGUUGAACCGAAUUAAAGUGGUUAUUUUUAGCUGAAGCCAAUAACAGACAUGUCCGAGAUCAAAAUCACGUAUUUCCCGGUUAAAGCUCUCGCGGAGCCGAUUCGAAUGCUCCUCAAGUACGGUAACAUCAAUUUUGAUGAUAACCGAUUUCAACAGGAAAAUUGGCCCAAUAUCAAACCAGAUAUGCCGUUUGGUCAAGUCCCAAUUUAUGAAGAAGCAGGUAGAAUAGCUCAUCAAAGUAUUGCUAUUACAAGAUACGUAGCUAAAAAAGUUAAAUUGGUUGGAGAUUCCGAUUGGGAAAAUUUAGAAAUUGACUCCGUUGUAGACACAAUUAAUGAUUUACGGCAAAAAAUUGCUUAUUAUUGGUAUGAACAAGACGCGGCAGUAAAAGAAUCUCGUAAAGGUCCGUUAAUUGAGGAAACACUUCCGUUUUAUUUGACGCGUUUGGAAAGCAUCGCCGAGAAAAACAACGGUCAUUUCGCGCUAAAAAAACUUACGUGGGCCGAUAUCUAUUUUACCGGAUUAUUGGAUUAUCUUAACUUUAUGCUUGGAACCAACAUGAUCGAAAAGUAUCCCAACUUGCAAGCCGUCGCUAAUAACGUGCGUUCCGUUCCAGCGAUCAAAUCUUGGAUCGAGACACGUCCCCAGAGCGAUUUAUAAAAAAAAUAGUGUUUUAUGAUAUACAAGAUAUUACUUUUUUUUUUGUAAACUCAAUUUAAUAAAGAAUU
Onthophagus taurus is the source of this 775-nucleotide messenger RNA. RefSeq names its product glutathione S-transferase-like. The record is from RefSeq and is a predicted model, not a curated record. Gene Ontology annotation, molecular function: glutathione transferase activity. Gene Ontology annotation, biological process: glutathione metabolic process. NCBI's taxonomy places the organism in Eukaryota, Metazoa, Arthropoda, Insecta, Coleoptera, Scarabaeidae.